CCGUGUUCCCUGCUGUUAUCUAGUUUGCCUGUCAAACUAGUAGAUCCACAUCGGACCCCCAUUCGGUGUGUUUCCUUGUUUCUCUCCACUUGGACUCACCUCGCAGUUUGCAUUCAUAAAGAACCGGCUGCCAACCAACACAAAAUCCCGCCCUGCGUCCUCCACACUCCUUUCGUGCGCCUGUUAAGCUUCACUUCAAGCUUGUGUCACUCUUUGGCUCUUACAUUUUGCAUAACACAUUCUUUUACACAAAUCUAACUCCUGCAUUGCACGUCACUCCACGCAGCAAUCGUAGCAGUUCGAACGAGGAAAACAAAACAAAACAAAAAGCCGCAACCUUUGUCUCAAUCGACUCAUUGUUCAAGCCUCGCGCACUACCUUUCGGCAAUAUUUGCGACUCUGGACGACUAUCUCGGAAGCUAUUAACAACAUCAAAAUGCGUGCCUCAUCCUUCUUCGUGCUGGCUGCCAGCGUCAUGACAAAUGUCAUGGCAGACGCCACCUCCACGAGUACCUCUACCUUGACCGCCUAUGUUACUAUAUCGCAAUGCAACCCAACCAACACUGCCUGUCCACUAUAUAGUACCUCAAGCUCUGCUCCUGCGACCACGUCUUCCAGCAUUUCUAGCUCCAGCAGCUCAUUACCUUCAUCUUCCCCGUCAUCGACAUCUUCUUCGACUUGGUACCCGACUUACAACACCACCACCAGUGCCUACUACGCAACCACAGGCUCUUACCACAACACUACCUCGACCAAGGCCCAGUCGUCCACUGCGGUCACUUACUUGACUACAGCCAAGGUCACCACGACUGCUACUCAGACCCCUGCUACAAGCGCAACCUCCGCUGUACCCACCAACGCUGCUGUCUCCUCCACCGUCAAUUCCGGACUUAUCGUGGCGAUUGGAGCAGCUGUCAUGAUGCUCGCAUAGGCGCACAGCAUCUGAGCGCUUCUUUCCUGCGAUGCGGUCAGAUCAGCGGAUGGAAGUAAGCUUAUUUGGAAUGCUGCGGCAGAGACACAUGUUGCCAAAUAUGGCCUUCUUAGGGAGCAAGGCCAUACCACAAUACCCGGACCACUUGGUUCCUUUCUCUUCGCGAUACCAUAAUUGUUCUUCUGGGGAUGAGUUGCUUGGAGUAAUAUCAUGGUGGAACGUUGGAUACGAUUUACAUGCAUUACCGCAUUACGAACCUUGAAGCGUGUUUAUUUGUCAAAGAUUUGGCGGCGGAUAAUGCCGGUUCAUAGAGAUCUUGGGGACUUCAACGAUUCUUGUCGCAUACAUUAGACGUGCGACAUCUCGUCUCCUCAAAUGAAUAUUUAGUGAUACAUAUCAAAGAA
Truncatella angustata is the source of this 1335-nucleotide messenger RNA. RefSeq lists its product as uncharacterized. The transcript has a single exon. The record is from RefSeq and is a predicted model, not a curated record. NCBI's taxonomy places the organism in Eukaryota, Fungi, Ascomycota, Sordariomycetes, Amphisphaeriales, Sporocadaceae. The coding region runs from base 437 to 931 and encodes 164 amino acids.